AUGGUUUCGGACGUACUAAAAUCAUCUACCCCGCAGAUCAGGGUCACAGCGUCAGUUUCGAAGGUCAGCACUGCACCACCAAAGGAUUCUCCUAGCAGUAUCGUCAAACCAGUUGCGAAAACAGGGCAGUAUGUGUUUUCGAAGUUCAAGUUCUUUCUCGAAGGCUACGACAAAAUCUUGCAGAAAUUUCCCGUGGCGUACCGGCUACAUCAAGUGUUUGUUGUUGGUACGAAGGACCUGUACCAGGAUGUACGAACCUACAUGAAGAUAUCGCAAGACUUGAGAAGCGGGAAGUCCGCGAGAGAACUUACCAGGAGAGAACUUGAACUCUAUUACUGGGUACCGCGGGACAUACUCAAGAUGGCACCCAUAUUGGCGAUCAUAUCGCUGCCCGGAACAAACUUCGUCAUGUUCCCUCUUAUCUACCUUUUUCCAAGACGCCUGCUUACCUGGCAGUUCUGGAGCCUAGAGCAACGCAUUGACUUCUCUGUUGAACUGCAUAAAAAAAAGGUGCACAACUAUCGCAGUGUCUUUCGACACCUUCAAGCCAAUGUUCCCAAAGGGGAAGAAGGGGAAAAGCUUCUCAGCGUGUUUCACAAGCUAGGAAGUGGCACGCAUCCAACGGUAGCUGAAAUCCUUGACGUCAAGCAGUACUUUUCGUCCAAGCCUCUUCGCUUGUCAAGUCUAAGCAGAAACCACUUGGUGGCACUGUGCAGGAUUCAUGGAAAGAGUACAUUCUUUCUUGGACGGAAGCGCCGUCUAUGGAAGCAUGGUGGAUUCGUACGUGAGAUGGAUCUGGCUAUGGCACGUGAAGGGCUUGGUCAAAUGGACUUGUCUGAGCUGCGAUGGGCGUGCUUCCUCCGAGGCUUUAACCCAAUGGGCUUGAGCAAACGAGAUAUGGUGCACUAUCUGCAAGACUGGAUAAACAUCUCUUCAAGCAUAGACGGUGACUCUGUCUCCUUGCUGCUGCAUUGCCCCAUAUUGUUGGCUUACAAUGCGCCGAGCAAUUGCUUUCGAUAA
Messenger RNA from Rhipicephalus microplus (southern cattle tick), 1020 nucleotides. Its product is annotated as LETM1 domain-containing protein 1. The record is from RefSeq and is a predicted model, not a curated record. Gene Ontology annotation, biological process: intracellular monoatomic cation homeostasis. Gene Ontology annotation, molecular function: ribosome binding. NCBI's taxonomy places the organism in Eukaryota, Metazoa, Arthropoda, Arachnida, Ixodida, Ixodidae. Gene Ontology annotation, cellular component: mitochondrial inner membrane.